Molecule: messenger RNA, 1906 nt
Organism: Phyllopteryx taeniolatus (common seadragon)
Lineage: Eukaryota; Metazoa; Chordata; Actinopteri; Syngnathiformes; Syngnathidae
Product: histone H1-like
Exons: 1
Coding region: 28-666 (212 amino acids)
Biological process (GO): nucleosome assembly
Cellular component (GO): nucleosome
Molecular function (GO): structural constituent of chromatin; DNA binding
Source: RefSeq, a predicted model, not a curated record
AAGCAAUUGUCCAUUGAACCGAACAUCAUGGCAGAAGUAGCUCCAGCUCCAGCUCCAGCGGCUAAAGCGACCAAGAAGAAGGCUCCCAAGCCCGCGAAGAAGAAGGUCGGACCCAGCGUCGGCGAGCUCAUCGUCAAGGCUGUGGCCGCGUCCAAGGAGCGCAAUGGCGUCUCUCUGGCCGCCCUCAAGAAGUCUCUGGUCGCCUCCGGUUACGACGUGGACAAGAACAAGUCCCGCGUCAGGACCGCCGUCGUGAACUUGGUCACCAAGGGAACUCUCGUCCAGACCAAGGGCACCGGCGCUUCUGGCUCCUUCAAGAUGAACAAGCAGGCCGAGGGGAAGGCGAAAGCGCCCGCCAAGGCUGCGGCCAAGAAGACCCCCAGCAAGCCCAAGAAGCCCGCCGUCAAAAAGGCAACAGCGAGCAAGAAGCCCAAAACGGCCGCAGCCAAGAAGACGAGCCCCAAGAAGGCCGCCAAGAAGCCCGUCAAGGCUGCGACGCCCAAGAAAGCGGCCAAGAAGCCCACCAAGAGCCCCAAGAAGGCGGCGGCGGCGGCGGCGCCCAAAAAAGCCCCCGCGGCCAAGAAGGCUUCUGCUGCCAAGAGGAGUCCCGCAAAGAGGGUGGCCAAGCCCAAAAGUGUCAAGAAGGCAGCGCCGAAGAAGAAGUGAUUCAACGCUCCUCUCCACAAAAGGCUCUUUUAAGAGCCACCACAUUCCCAAAAAAAGAGCAAUGGUAUCCGUCGUAAACUUAUUGCUUAUUGAAUCGGUGAGAUCAUGAAUACGUGCUGAAGCUGAUAUGUGUCAAAACCAAUCUCACAGCAAUAUGAAAUCGCAAUUUUUAUUUUUUUUUAAUUAUUCACAUUUAGAACUACUUAUUACACACACUGAGAGCCUGUAGUGUGUUGUAAUGCCACUUGGCUGCAGUAGAGUCGGCAUUCCAAGGGGCACGAGUAGGCGUCCAUUGUCUUCUACGGUAGCACCCACGCAAAAUGGCCGAGCACCUCGGCCGUGUAUUCACAUGUGACACAAGCGCCGGACACUUCCAUUUACUUUAACUUAAUCACAUGAUCACUUUAAAGAGCCACGUGGAAAAUCAUGUAAUCUAUUCAUUUGUGUACAAAUGGCUGACACAAGACGAACAGAAACAUGUUUGAACGUAAACGAUUUCACCUUAGCUGCGUGUAGUCUCUAACUAUAUAACAAAGCUCUCUUGGACUCUUGUCUCUUCCUAGUUCCACUUUACAGACUCACUGAUCCGUGUGUCUGUAAACCUCCCUUUUCCCCCCUUCUACUUAGUGUGGACCCAGAUGCCACCACACAUUUUGAUCGAUCACGUGGUUUUAACAAAAACAAAAAAGAUGGGAAAAAAACAACAACAACAACAACAACUAUUUCACAAGCACACAGUUCACAAACCUUAAUGAUCUCUGGUCGAAACACCAUAUUAUGGUAUAUUAUAUUAUAAAGUGUGGGCUUGAAUAUGAAUAUGCACGUCAACUGUCGAAACCAGCAGACAUUCCAUUAGCUUGGUCCCUCUUUUGAUGAACUUCUUAAACAGUUGAAUAUCACUAUAACAUUGCGACAUGUUGCCAAUUUUGCACAUCUCUGUUUGAGACAUUAUUACGUGAUUACACUACUCGUUAUUGCAGCUUUGUCGCUCUGCGUUAUUUGCAUAACUCGCUCUUGAAGACUUUCUGCAUCAUUUGCACAAUUGCCAUUGUAUCAGCAUUACCACAUUACUCUCCCAAUGCUCAAUGACUCGGUACUUGUGCUCUUAUGACCUAAAUGUAUAAUUUGUGAUAGUGGCUAUUUGUUGUUGAACUACAGUGGACUACAAAUACCAGAGGCAAAUUCCUUGGGUGUUUUAACAUACUUGGCCAAUAAAGAUGAUUGUGAUUCUAUUCUGAAA